Acanthosepion pharaonis is the source of this 942-nucleotide messenger RNA. NCBI's taxonomy places the organism in Eukaryota, Metazoa, Mollusca, Cephalopoda, Sepiida, Sepiidae. The record is from the annotation of a GenBank genome assembly.
AUGAAAAGGUUAAAGUACUCACAGUCAAGAUUUUCACCGUCGAUACAGCCACCUUUCGUGCAUGGUUUUUCUCUUGUGAGUACAUUUUUUUUAAUCUUAAAGUGUGAAAAGGCAUUACUCUUCUCUCUCUAUCUCUCUCUCUCUCUCUCUCUCACACACACACACACACACACACACACUUUCUCUUUUUCUCAUUUUUUUCUUUCUCUUUCGUCUCCUUUCCCGAUCUCUCCCUUUCUCUAUCUUUUUUACUCAUCCCUUCUCUCAUUCUCUCUCUUUCUCGUUUUUUCUUUUUUUUUUCUUCCUCUCUCCCUUCUCGCUUAUUUUUCUUUCUUGUUCUUUCUUUUUCUUUCUUUCUUUCUUUCUUUCUUUCUUUUCCCCCUUAUUUCUCUCUCAUUCUUUCUGUGUCCUUUCUUUCUUUUUCCCUUCUCUCUCUUUCUCUUUCUCGUUCUUUCUCUUGCUUUCUUAAUCAUCCCCUUUCUGUCUCUCUCUGUCUCUGUCUCUCUCUCUCUCUCUCUCUCUAUCUAUCUAUCUAUCUAUCUAUCUAUCUAUCUAUCUAUCUAUCUCAUUCUUUCUCUUUCCUUCUUACUCGUCCGUUUCUCUUUCUCUUUCUCGUUUUCUCUCUUGUUCGUUCUUUCUCUUUCUUCCUUACUUGUCCUCUCUUCCAUCGCUCUCUUACUCGUUCUUUUCUUUUCUUUCUCUUCCCUCUUCUUAGUCUCUCUCUCUAUCUCUCUCUGUUUCUAUCUUUCUUUUUUUCUUUCUCUUUCUUUUUUACUCACCCUCCAUCUCUCUCUCCCUCUCUAUUUCUCAUCUUUUAUUUCUCCCCCUUCUCAAUUCCCCAGCCCUAGGAGAGUUUUUCUCCGAAAUAGGAAUGCCCCCCUCUCUCUCUCUCUCUCUCUCUCUCUCUCUCUCUCUCUCUCUCUCUCUCUCUUCUCUCUUUGA